GUUUUGGAAACGUGCUAAUUAAUUAAAUAUCUUUUACUGUGUAGAAGCUAAUUUACAGACACUGGCAAUAUGCUAGGUAAAUUAAGGAGUUCUCCUUUAAGAAACCCAAAAUCUUUAUAAAUGAAUUUGAGCUGGCAAGUUUUUAUGCAGUUACUAAACUAAAGAAGAUUCAAAAAAUCUGUAGCACUUGAUUGUUGUGUCAAAAUUAAACUCUUUAAAUGCAGAUUUCAGGAAGGAAGAAUGGAUGCGGUUACAGAAUAAACAAAAAAUCACGGUAGAAUGCUUACACACUUCUACAGUCUUAUUAUUAUCUCAAACUGUUAGCACUAUGCUAAAUUUCAUCUAGGUUGCCUGAAACACUUCCCAAAGCUGAAGUCUUUCCAGUGCUGUAUAGCAGCAGAAUGGAUUCAGAGAGGAGUCAACGGCCUUUGUAGUUAACCAAACCACCAAGCCCCCAGCUGAUGCUCCAACGCCGAUCCCAGGAUGCCUCCCGAGGCUUCGCGACGGUGGGAGAUGGCAGUGUUUGUGCUGCUUAGAAAUCUGCCAGUCUUUCAGGGGAAUUUAUUUUGCUCAAGACAAAUUGCCAUCAAACACACGAGGAACCUGUCACUGAAAGUUUGAUCUGCCUUUCGGUAAGCGGCAGGCGCUGCCACGAAGACAUUAAUUUUCCAUUAAUGCCACCGGUACUCAGUUUCCUUUUUUUUUUUUAGCUUUCCCGAGUAAAUCUCUUAAUCUGUAGUUGCCCUGGCGCCGUCGUCGCUAUCUCCUGAGAGAUUCCCAGCACGUGCCGGAGGGAAGCGGGGAUACAGCGACAUUCCCGAAAGCACCUCGGCGGGGACGGCCGAACGGCGGCUCCGGAGCCGGUCCUCGAGGGGCAGCAGCGGCGAGACAGUAGCACCCCCCGGAGGCUCUGGAGGCGUUCCCCGAGGGGCAGCACCCCGCAGAGGCUCCGGAGCCGGUCCCCGAGGGGCAGCACCCCCGAGGCAGCAUCAUCCCCGCAGUCCCCGCACCUGCGUGGGAGCCGCUCCGCGCCCGCCCCCCCUGCGGCACCGCGCUCCGCCCCGGCGGCAGGUGCGCAGGGCGAGCCGUGCACAGCCCUUCCGCGCCCCCGCGGCCGCUCUCCCAGCCCCGCCGCCUCGUAGCGACCAGCGGCACCCCAUAAACUUUGGUGCUGUAACUCACCAUUGAACCAACAUACUGGGAGCAGUUCAUAGCAUCAAAAUCUUCUUCCACAUUGACUGAUGCCAUCUCUCUAGUCUCCAAGCACUGUGAACUGAAGCUACAAACCUUUAUGGAGUUUAUAUCACCUGGAUCAGAGGAAAUGUCUUUCUGAUAUUUAACAAAGACCCAUACUGCCAGUAUGACGAGCCAGGAGAAGUGGGUUAACCUUAGUCCGGGAGAGUUCUCUCAGCUUCAGAAAUACGCAGAAUAUUCCACCAAGAAAAUUAAGGAUGUCUUAGAAGAAUUCCAUGGCAGUGGUGUGUUAGCAAAAUAUAAUCCUGAAGGGCUCAGAGCGCUGGGUACGUGGAGAACAACUGGUCUUGCAAAGACUGAGAAACAAGAUAUACUUAAUCAAACAAUUGAUUUAGAAGGGUUCAAGCUGUUCAUGAAGACUUUUCUGGAGGCAGAGUUACCAGAUGACUUCAUUGAGCAUCUUUUUACAUCAUUUAGCAGCAAAAUUUCUGACUGCAGCCCAUUAAUAAAAAACAAACCCCAGCACGUUUCUGGAGUUAAGGGGAGUGAAGAAAGAUGGAAACAAAUGCCAGGUCUGAGACUUAACAAAGGUACCUCUACAUCCCGACCUCCUACUCCUGCCAACUUACAUUUACCAGAUGCGAUCCAGCUGAAAGAUAUUGUUUGCUAUUUGUCACUGCUAGAAAGAGGAAGACCUGAAGACAAGCUAGAAUUUAUGUUUCGCUUAUAUGAUACAGAUGGGAAUGGAUACCUCGAUAGUUCGGAGCUGGAAAACAUCAUUGCUCAAAUGAUGCAUGUUGCAGAAUACCUUGAAUGGGAUGUUACCGAAUUGAAUCCGAUCCUCCAUGAAAUGAUGGAAGAAAUUGAUUAUGAUCAUGAUGGCACUGUUUCUCUAGAAGAGUGGAUCCAAGGAGGAAUGACAACAAUCCCGCUCUUGGUCCUCCUUGGUUUAGAGAAUAAUGUGAAAGAUGAUGGGCAGCAUGUAUGGAGACUGAAACACUUUAACAAGCCAGCCUACUGUAAUCUUUGUUUGAACAUGCUAAUCGGAGUAGGCAAGCAAGGUCUCUGCUGUUCUUUUUGCAAGUAUACAGUCCAUGAACGCUGUGUCUCAAGAGCUCCCGCAUCUUGCAUCAAAACCUAUGUGAAGUCCAAAAAGAAUACUGAUGUAAUGCACCAUUUCUGGGUAGAAGGAAAUUGUCCAACAAAAUGUGAUAAGUGUCACAAAACUAUAAAAUGUUACCAAGGCUUGACUGGACUUCACUGUGUUUGGUGUCAGAUCACAUUGCAUAACAAAUGCGCUUCACACCUAAAACCUGAAUGUGACUGUGGACCUUUGAAGGACCAUAUUUUACCACCUACAUCAAUCUGCCCGGUAGUAUUGACGCUACCUGCUUUAGGAGGUUUGCUCCCUGAGGAAAGACAGGCAACGGUGAAAAAAGAAAAGAGUUGCCCCCAGCAAAUGAACAAACUGGGAGAACGGAACAAAAUGCAAAGAGCAAAUUCUGUCACCGUAGAUGGACAAGGUCUUCAGAUCACUCCAGUUCCAGGCACUCAUCCACUUUUAGUUUUUGUCAAUCCUAAAAGUGGUGGGAAACAAGGAGAAAGAAUUUAUAGAAAAUUUCAGUACCUCUUAAAUCCUCGUCAAGUUUAUAGUCUUUCUGGAAAUGGACCAAUGCCAGGGUUAAAUUUUUUCCGAGAUGUUCCUGAGUUCAGAGUACUAGCAUGCGGUGGAGAUGGAACAGUAGGCUGGAUUUUGGAUUGCAUAGAGAAAGCGAACUUGAUUAAGCAUCCUCCAGUUGCUAUCCUGCCUCUUGGGACGGGCAAUGAUUUAGCAAGGUGUCUGAGAUGGGGAGGAGGUUAUGAAGGUGAGAAUUUGAUGAAGAUCUUGAAAGACAUCGAGAACAGCUCAGAGAUUUUGCUGGACAGGUGGAAAUUUGAAGUAGUACCGAAUGAUAAAGAUGAGAAAGGAGACCCAGUGCCUUACAACAUCAUCAAUAACUACUUUUCUAUUGGCGUGGAUGCUUCAAUUGCCCACAGAUUCCAUAUAAUGAGAGAAAAACAUCCAGAGAAGUUCAACAGUAGAAUGAAGAACAAAUUUUGGUAUUUUGAAUUUGGCACUUCGGAAACUUUCUCAGCCACCUGUAAGAAGCUGCAUGAAUCAGUAGAAAUAGAAUGUGAUGGAAUUCAACUAGACUUAACCAAUAUUUCUCUGGAAGGAAUUGCCAUUCUGAACAUCCCAAGCAUGCAUGGUGGAUCGAAUCUUUGGGGAGAGACAAAGAAAAGACGUAGCCACCGUCGGACAGAAAAGAAGAGGUCAGAUAAAAGAACCACUGUCACAGAUGCCAAGGAACUGAAAUUUGUAUGUCAAGAUCUAAGUGACCAGCUUAUGGAAGUGGUUGGUCUGGAAGGAGCUAUGGAGAUGGGACAGAUAUACACAGGUCUGAAAAGUGCUGGAAGACGGCUUGCCCAGUGCUCAUCUGUUGUCAUCAGGACCAGCAAGUCUCUGCCUAUGCAGAUAGAUGGGGAACCUUGGAUGCAAACCCCUUGCACGAUAAAAAUUACUCACAAGAACCAAGCCCCCAUGUUGAUGGGACCUCCUCCAAAAACCGGUCUUUUCUCUUCUAUUAUCAAAAGAACAAGAAACCACAGCAAGGAAUAAGCCUAUGUAGUUUAGUUUUUAGAAAACUAAUUAGCUUCGUUGGGCUUUGGAAUAUUUAUGCUGGAAAAAUUUCAAGAAUUUUAGAAUAUCUUCUACAUGCAAAAUCAUUGAUUUCGGUUUAACGGUUUCUGUAACUGAGCUAAUGUAAAACUAUGCUACUAGAAAAAAAUAUUGUCACAGUUUUGUAGGCAUUUUGCAUGAUGAAAGCAGAUGUUUACAUAAAGUGAAACAGCAUAUUUUUUGUUGCAUGCGUUACCAUUUACUAAUAUAUGGGCUAAUUCUGCCAUGGAAUAUGGGAAGAGAAUGCCAUCAGUAAUUAGUUUUUUCUCUCUUUUCCAUUUCAGCUUUUUCUACUACAGUGAUCAUGUGCCAUAGGUUCAAUAGUAUCUCUUGAAUCAAACAUCCUCACAUCAACAGCCAAUUAGACCUGUUUCAGAGUAAGGUUUAUUACAGGUCUCAUUAAUCUGUGUUUUUAGUUUACCAUUUCUUUCUACCCUGAGAAUAUUUUUAUUCAGCUUAGCAUUAAAAUCUUAUUCUGAUAACUCCUAUGUAUGUGAGUAACUGUACCUGCUGAAAACAUCUAACUGUGUGUAGUAUUCAAAUGAUCAUGAUUACUCUUGUGUAAGUUUUUGUAAGACUGGAAGUCAAUGCAAAUUUGAGCAAGAACUAUAAGGUUAAGGAGAUCGUGCCAGGAGUGAAGAGAAUAAUACUUGCGAAAGUAGCCAUCAGUGUUGUUUGUUGAAACACUAGAAUUAUUUUAAUGCAAACUUUAAAUCAUUCUGUGUAUUGACCGAUAGCAUAGUGCAUACGCACACAAAUAACCAAAGCUCAUGCCUAAUAAAGUGCAUUUCCCACCAAAGAUCUAGUGAAGGAUGCUUCAGAGAAAUGGGUUAAUGCAUAUUUAAUCAAGCUCACUGGAGUAGACUCACUUCUGAAAAUUUACAGUUCUUUUGAUUAUGUUUUCAAUGUCCAGACAAAUGUUGGGGUAGGAAAAAACAUCAAAUUAAUUGCAAGUAAAUAUUCACUUUUCAUUUGCUUCAUAAAUUGCUAGACAUAGACACAUCCUCUAAGUAUCAAGCUCUAGACAUGUACUCUAAAUAUUGGAAAAUUAAACUUAGAUAUAAUUUUGUUGUCAUUAUUACUUAUAAAUUUAUGCUAUCCAUAGUUUACUCAUCCCCUAAAAUGUUGACAAAAAGCAACCCCUAAAAUAAUCUCUUAAGGAAAAGAUAAACUGUUAUCUAUUCCCCUUUUGUAGUCUGCUGUCUGGAGUCAAAACAUUUAUUGUCCUACAUUUUGGGGAGGCAGUUACUCAGGUUUUUACUUUUUUAGCCCUCUGAGAGACUUCCUAACAGCUUAGAAAUCAUAAUACAGGGACUUGUCUGAAGUUUGCACAGCACUGUCUAAUGUUGAAAGGAAGUCCAAGAAUGGCAGCUUUUUUCAGUCUUGCAUGUGAACUAUCUCAUUCAAAACUUUUUGUGCAGUCUUAACAUUGAACAUUUGUUCAGAGUAAGCUGCUUCUCAGCUCUGCAUGUCUUAAGUUCUCAGAGAGUUCAUCAAAAAACAAACAAGGAAAAAUACCUUUGCUUGAAAUGCAUGAUUUCCCACUUUUAUCUAGACUUCAAAAUGUUAAUGAUUUAUUGAAUCUAUUUUUCUAUUAAUUCAUUCAUCCAUUAAAAAAAUAAUACUACAUCAGUUUGUAGUGCACGGUACUGUGCAUGUAUUUAAAGAAAGUUACUAUUAUUUGUUCCUCAGCAUAAGAAUUCAACAGAGUCCUAAUUUAUAUAACAGGUAUUGAAAUAAAAGUCCAUGUAUAGUUGGUAAGGAUUACGUCUUUGAAAUAUACAGUCUAUGUUCCAUAAACAUUAGAAGGUAAAGAGUGAAUAAUAUUAUGUUCAGCAUUAGGGAGAAAAAUAUCAGGGCAAUUAUUUGCUAAAACUAAGAACUUAUAAUAUCCCAUUCUUGGGUCCAGUGGUGUUGAAAUUUACAGUUAUCAUAGGAGUAAACUUUUUCCUGUCUGUUGCAAACACACACACAGAAGCAUUUGAUGCACAUCUUAACUGCAGAGGUACAUAAGUAUAGAAUAAAAGAUAUUUGCAAAAAGAAGGAACUUGCUGGCAUAAUAUUACAUAGAGUGUACAUUGGUUUUAUGAAAUUAUGGUUAUAGGUGAUAAAUAUUUUCACAUAAAUUGACAUAGGAUUUUCUACCAAUGCUCUCAACCUUUUGUGGCAAAAAUGUGUUUAACAAUAAUAUAUAAUGUGUUCUAUAUGAUUAUCUUAUGAACAUUGUAACUCUGAAAACAAAUAAAAUUAUACAUAAGCUAUUAUUUAAUAAUGUAUGCUAUUUUAAUUGUGCCAGUCUGUGACAGCAGAUUGUUCACAACACGCUUUUACAUGAAAAGGAAUACAUACACAGUUCAUGUAAUCACAAUUACGUACAAUUCUGACUAGACAUAUGAGAGGUAAGUCAGACCUGUUGGUCAGUAUGUAUCAAAUUCUCACUGUAGCAAAAGAUAAUGGAGCAGUCGUUUUACUAUACUGGUACUUAACCACAGCAAUGACAGUCUGUCUUUCUAAUAAUCUUGUUUGGUUGGGUUUUUUAGCAUGGCUUCUAAUAAUUUGAAACCAUGCUCAGGUUGAAAGUAUUGACGAUGAAAAGAAAAUCUAAGAGUACAUAAAACAUAGUAUGAAAGGAAAAUGCUUCAUUUAAUGAAAGAUAACUUGAGGGGGUCCUUUUUCACUUCAGUAUGCACAGAAUUAACAUAAUGGAAAUAAUACAACGGUGUAUGUAUGACGUGAAAAAAAAGAAUAUAUGCAUGUAUCUUCAUACAGCUGAAAUAGAUGCGCUGUUCAUACAUUGACUGAGGAGCAGUAGCUGUAAACCUUCCACUGUUUACAACGAAGCAUUCUUUAAGGUCUCAUAAAUGAUGUUUGCAAUAUAAAUGGAAAUUACAAAUAUGUAGGAAUUAUAUCUUACACUGGAUCUGGAAAUUUUUCAUCUCCCUACGAGAGAGCUGCAGCUGGGCAAUUUGCUGAGGAAAGAACGUGACGCCUCAGGAAGAAACUUCUGAAAUCAGUUAGCAUCACACUGACUUCACAUGAGUUCCUGCUAAAAGGAGGUAGAAGCAGAAUUUGUUGCAGUGAUAAAUACACUAUUACAGUUUCCAGUACUUGGAAGAUACUUCUAUGCAUAUAAUCAUGAUUAUUUAAAGCUAGGGGCUUAGACCUCGCGAUUUAGGCUCACUGGUGUAUGUAUGUGUAUGCUGGAUCAAGUAAUGCGCUGGUAUGCUUAAGACUUUGAUGAGCUAGGAAGCACUUGGUAUUUAUGAAGCAGAAGCAGAUGUUCUGACAUUUCAUCAUUCUUAUCAACCCUGUAGUAUUACAUGUAAAUA
This is a messenger RNA of Cuculus canorus (common cuckoo), 7242 nucleotides long. RefSeq names its product diacylglycerol kinase beta (gene DGKB). Lineage: Eukaryota; Metazoa; Chordata; Aves; Cuculiformes; Cuculidae. Gene Ontology annotation, biological process: lipid phosphorylation; diacylglycerol metabolic process; intracellular signal transduction. Gene Ontology annotation, cellular component: plasma membrane. The transcript has 28 exons. The coding region runs from base 1361 to 3853 and encodes 830 amino acids. The record is from RefSeq and is a predicted model, not a curated record. Gene Ontology annotation, molecular function: ATP-dependent diacylglycerol kinase activity; calcium ion binding.